AAACUAUUUUAGAUGAGAUUAGAAUGGCAAAUCUAGAUCUCCUUAUAAUUGGAGAUGGUUUUAUUCAAUCAGUUGCAAUUGGUUUUGCCACUCCGUUUGUUUUCAUUCCCUUCAAGUGCCGGCCUACCUUAGAAAUAGUAGGUUCCCAAACGUUCCGUGUCUCCGGCAGUGUGGUCGCCGGGGAGACUUUAGGAAUUGAUUCUCCGCCGAUUCUUGCAUAACGAGAUUGAAGAAUGAGCGGGGUUAUUCCGAUUUUGAAGAAGCCUAAAGUCGAGCAAGCUGAAGAGGGAAGCAGAGGCGGAGGAGGAGAUGUAGGCGACGAAGAAACCACGGUUGAGGAGCAAGAAUCGGCAUUGGUAGCUCUGAUCGAACACCGUACCCACGAAGUUGAACAUCUGCGGAAGCGUAUAUACUACUAUACCUCUCAGCUUGGAGAAGCAGAACAGAAAUUGGAAAAGACAAAAACACAAUUGGCUCGUCUUAGGAGAGAUGCCAGACCCCACAAAACUUCUCUUGAGAAUGAGGGUAAAAAUGUGAAGCCGGAGAACAGCUCAACUAGCUCCGUUCUUGUUAAUGGGAGUUCUUCAAGGAAUCAAACUCAGUCUAGAACUGAACUUGUUAUUCCUGCUGCGAAUCCAAAGGUUUCACAGCCUUUAAAAUCAGGAGGUUCUGGCAUGAGGGAUUCCAUUCGUUCCAGUGCUCAGACAAGCUCUUCUACCCAGUCUGAUAUUGUUAGGAAAGUUAAUGCAGAGAAGCCGGGCCGAAUUCAUUCUGACUUUGACGUGGUUGAAAAUCAGGAUAAAGGAAGGAAGAGGAAACUGGGUAUGACUCUGAUUAGUGGAGAAGUUUGUGUAAUUUAUCUUCUACUAUUUUACCUGCAUUGGGGACUUACUGCAUAAUCUAAUGUCACCAGAACAGAGAGACCACAAGGAAUUAAUUCCAAUGGUAUGCAGAAGCUCUUCACCACAUUCCAUUUAUUGCCAUGCCAACAAUCACAUCUCUAGUCAGCACAAGAGAAAGUUAAGAAGUCUUGCACUGUGUCCAGUGAAUGAUCAACUGUUCGUUACCAGUGCUUUGGAUGGAUUAGUCAAUUUAUGGCAACUGCAGGGUAAUGGGUCAAGUGCCUCUCUUCUAAGCUCAACUGAGUGCAUUUCUCCAAAAAAUAGGCGGUGGGCUGAAGAUAUAGCUUGGCACCCAUUGGGUGACAGCUUGGUCGCGACUUACACUGCUGAUAAAGGGGACUCUCAGAUAGCAAUCAUUCAUUUGAAUAAGACACAUGGGAAAAGCCGAGUAACUUUUCUACAGGACAAGCCUCAUAUCAAGGGUAUUGUUAAUGGGAUAACGUUUGUGCCUUGGGGAGAUCCGUGUUUUGUCACUGGUGGCAGUGAUCAUGCUGUUGUAAUCUGGAAUGAGGAUGCUGAAAACUCAUGGAAGCCAAAGAAACUGCAUAGGGAUUUGCAUUCUUCUGCUGUCAUGGGAAUUGCUGGCAUGCAACAAAAGCAGAUUGUGCUCUCUGCUGGUGCCGACAAGAGAAUCAUUGGUUUUGAUGUCCAGGCAGGGAGAGUGGAGUUCAGGAAUCAAGUGGAUAGCAAAUGCAUGAGCGUUUUGCCUAAUCCAUGCGACUUCAAUCUCUACAUGGUUCAAACAGGGACUCCUGAGAAGCAGCUUAGACUGUUUGAUGUCCGAUUAAGACAGACUGAAAUCCACACGUUCGGGUUUAAGCAAGAAAGCAGUGAUUCACAAUCAGCGCUGAUCAAUCAAGGCUGGUCCUCUGACGGUUGGUACUUGUCGUCCGGCUCAGUGGAUCCUGUGAUCCACAUCUUUGAUAUCAGGUACAACGGUCACCGGCCAUCACAAUCCAUAAGAGCUCAUCAGAAACGUGUCUUCAAAGCUGAGUUUCACUACUCUCGGCCUCUCAUGAUCUCCAUAUCUUCUGAUCUCCAAAUUGGUCUGCACAAGAUAUAGUCAAGUUUCUGGGUUUGCAAGGGAAAAGCUGUCAAGGAGAUGUGUGGCAGAAGACAGGGAUGCUUGGUGGCUUCCCGCAGGAGAAAUUGUUGGGUCGUAUUUGAGGAUCCGUUACAGCGUGUGUUGAGGCAGGCCGAUAAGGAUCUGGCUAGGAUUUAGGUAAACCUCUCUCACUCUAUCAGGGAAUUGAAUAUGGUGGCUGAUAACUUGUUAUGAUUCCGACCUCCAGAAGAGGUGCGCCACUUAUCUGAAAGGUGAUCAAGUUGGCGUAGCAAGCGAAUCACCACUAUCAUACUACUUACCUUUCGAUUUAUUAGCUAUUUAUGUACACAUCGAAGCACACGCAAGGCACUAGUAUCUGUCUUUCUUUGGUUUUAUUUUGAUAAGCUUCCCCUUCUGUAUGUUGUAUUUUGGUUUUAUAGAACUUCUCCUUUUGUUUUAGACCGACUCGACUGAGGUAAAUGGAAAAGGUAUAGACUAUAGAGUACAAAGGAAGAAACAAGAGUUUUGACUAACUCGAACAGUUGCUCAUACAUCCAUGUAUCAACAUAGCUCGGCAAAGCCCUGAUUGUCUGGUGAAGGGGUUACUACUUGUAUUCUCACUCCUCUGUGUGGAUAGUGGUAUCAAAUGGUAAUCCACAGAGGCCAGGGUUCAACUCUGACAGGAGACGGAGAAACUUUUCCUGCUUGAUUUUGAUGUUAUGCUUCUCUAUGGUGUUUAUGACUUAUGAGGCGACCUCGUGUGGAAGUCUUGAAUUUGGAGUCUGCUGCUUUUGGUGGGAUUUUUCCUGCACAGGUUAAAUCCCGAACCUCCUUUUCUGGUAAUCAAUGCUAACUUUUUUCUCUGAAGUCUUAUGCUUGAGGGUAUCAGUCAUUCAAAUGCAUUUCUUCUUCUGUAAUGCUCACUUAUUACUUAUUAGAUAACUAUGUUGAGCCAUCCUAGUUCGCUGAGUGGAAAUAGCUUGUUGUGUUACAGG
This is a messenger RNA of Linum tenue, 2942 nucleotides long. The record is from the annotation of a GenBank genome assembly. NCBI's taxonomy places the organism in Eukaryota, Viridiplantae, Streptophyta, Magnoliopsida, Malpighiales, Linaceae.